AAUCGAGUUCACUAGUUUACCUUCCAUCACCAUUACCAUCACCUUACUAUACAUAAUUUAUUCUUAAUCAUUAUAAAUUAUAUUUUCAAAAAUGGCAUUCAAUAGUAAUACUCAUGAUAGUGGUUUAGGCGAUCAAACUGGUCAACGAACCCAUCAAGGUCUUGGGAGUGAAGUUCCAGGCGGUGCCCAUCACCAUGGUGGUGCAAAAACUGGCGAAGGGCUCGGUGGAGAUUAUUCCGAUCAAGGGCUCGGUGCUCGCGCCGGUGUCGCGGCGGGAGGUGUUGGUCAAACAGACAACAUCACUGGCCAUGGUGCACAACAUGCUCACGGAGGCGUAGGUGGUGCUAGUUCUACUGGGAACAAACCCGGUGUGGGCGAUAAAGUCAAAGGCACCUUUGAAGAACUCAAAGGAAAAAUUACCAAGGAUCCUGUUACCCAGCAUCAAGGAGAGGCGAGAAAGAAGGGUGAUUUAUCAGGUCAUCAGCAAGUCGGCCUCGAUGGUUACUGAUCUGUCACAGUCGAUAAAUCUAUCCUAACCUUGUCUUCUACAUUAAAAUUGUAUCAAAUAUUAUAUAACACGUUUGCACAAAUGAGCAUUUCUUUU
Molecule: messenger RNA, 604 nt
Organism: Melampsora larici-populina 98AG31
Lineage: Eukaryota; Fungi; Basidiomycota; Pucciniomycetes; Pucciniales; Melampsoraceae
Exons: 7
Coding region: 92-508 (138 amino acids)
Source: RefSeq, a predicted model, not a curated record